GGCAUACAAAGACUAUAAUCUUGUACCAGACCGGUAGUACAUGGUAUACAUCGCAUGCAUGAAUGCCAUCUUCCCCCGAAUUCGCCGAUACAGCAACUAUUAGAUAGAGUACUCCACUAGUCAGUCAUGUGCAUGUACUUACUGCACAGUACAUACUGUACAUACGACGGAACUCUCAGUGUUCCUAGACUAACUAAAUUCAAUCAUGGUUAUACACCGUUGGAUGGCAAUAUGAAAAUAUGUCGGACAAUCUCUCGGUCAGUGGAUGUCGUCGUACAUACGAUGGCAACAGGUGUCCGGUAUAUCUAUGCCUCCCUCCUGCUUCUACUGUUCUCUGUCUCCCUUCUUUUCUGCUCUCUUAUCCUGGACAUCCUCCACCCUCUAACCCAUGAACCACUCGAAACCCUCACUUUAUCUUUGAUAUACCUUACCAACGCUUGACAUAGUUCGCUGAUCGUCUCUGUUCGUACUGGUAAAUCGGAAGCUAUCCAUUCUCGUGAAUAGCUUCUAGAGAUUGUUUCUUGUUAUACUUAGCCAGUCACCGCCACUUUUCUUCCACUUCCACUUCUUCUUCUUCUUCUUCUUCUUCUUCUUCUUCUUCUU
Molecule: messenger RNA, 603 nt
Organism: Aspergillus brunneoviolaceus CBS 621.78
Lineage: Eukaryota; Fungi; Ascomycota; Eurotiomycetes; Eurotiales; Aspergillaceae
Exons: 1
Coding region: 127-441 (104 amino acids)
Source: RefSeq, a predicted model, not a curated record